Synchiropus splendidus (mandarinfish) is the source of this 696-nucleotide messenger RNA. RefSeq lists its product as uncharacterized. The record is from RefSeq and is a predicted model, not a curated record. The transcript has 3 exons. Lineage: Eukaryota; Metazoa; Chordata; Actinopteri; Syngnathiformes; Callionymidae. Bases 1 to 696 code for a protein of 231 amino acids.
AUGAAAAACGCCAAGUGUCAUCUGCACCCCAAACUAACUGGCAGGACGGAGGAUCGAGGGCGGACACCAGGGCAGUGUUUCGCUGCUUCAGGUGGGGGCAGUAACUGCUUGGUGACGUUCGUCAAUCUCAAGUGCGACUCCUCCAGGAAAGGACAGACAAGCAGAUCUUGCAACCCCUCAAACAAGGAGAUCACGUGCAUCACCCUGGAGCUGGAGGCCGAGGUGAAAACCGGAGGCAUGACAGCCGACUUUAGGGCGGCACUCGCUGUCCUUGAAACAAAGUUCGACCAAGUCCAGACGACAGUAGAAGACCACAGUCAGUGGCUCUCGUCAUUGGAACCCGCCACGGAUGAUCUGAGUCAACGUGUCAGCGACAUAGAAAGCACUUGCUCUGCUUUUAAAGAGGUCAACGCGAAGCUACAAGCUAAAGUCGUGGACUUGGAAGGCUGGAGUCGGCGUCAGAACGUACGCAUCCUGGGUCUGGCAGAGUCCACCGAAAGUGGACAGCCUACAGAGUUUUUUUUCAGAAACUGCUUGUUGAAGUUUUUGGACAAGAGAGUCUCACACCAGCCCCGGAGGUGGACCGUGCACAUCGCCUCGGGCCACCCGAGCCGUGCCGGAGCGGCGACCACGACCUGUCAUUCUCCGUCAUCUCUACCAGGUGAAGGACCUCCUGAUCCGGGAAGCUCGACGUAG